AUGGCGCAGCUGAUGGACAAGGCCAAGGGGUUCGUGGCGGAGAAGAUAUCGGGGGUGCAGAAACCGGAGGCGGACCUGUCGGACCUGUCGGUGCAGCACGUCGGCCGCGACGGCGCCACCCUGUCCGGCCGCCUCGACGUGCGCAACCCCUACUCGCACACCAUCCCCAUCUGCGAGAUCAGCUACUCCCUCAAAAGCGCCGGCCGCGACGUGGCCUCCGGGACCAUGCCGGACCCGGGGUCGCUGGUGGCCAGCGACACCACCAGCCUCGACAUACCGGUGAAGGUGCCGUACGACUUCCUGAUGAGCCUGGUGAAGGACGCCGGCAAGGACUGGGACCUCGACUACGAGAUGCGCGUCGGCCUCACCGUCGACCUCCCCAUCGUCGGCAACUUCACGCUGCCGCUCACCAAGGCCGGCGAGCUCAAGCUCCCCACGCUCUCCGACCUCUUUUAA
Messenger RNA from Triticum turgidum subsp. durum (durum wheat), 456 nucleotides. Lineage: Eukaryota; Viridiplantae; Streptophyta; Magnoliopsida; Poales; Poaceae. The record is from the annotation of a GenBank genome assembly.